AUGGCUUCAAUGGAAGGUGAGCACAAACCAAAGCGCUAUGAAAUGGCUUCAUUUAAUUGGGAAGAAGUGAGUAUGCCGAUGACUAUAUCGAUAUGGCUAUUUGUGGCCGCAGUCGCUAAACUCCUGUUCCACAUUUGGCCACAAGUCUCGGAGAUGUUCCCAGACAGUUCUCUGUUGAUUAUGGUUGGUCUGGUGAUUGGAAUCGCUUUGAAUUUAAUACAUGUUCAUAAGACCGAUUUCUCACUGAAUUCACAAGUGUUCUUUCUUUACUUAUUACCGCCACUGAUGUUCGAUGCAGGAUAUUCUAUGCCAGCAAGAGAAUUCUUCGAUAAUCUUGGCUCGAUUCUAACCUUUGCUAUCAUCGGCACCACAUUUAAUUUCGUUGCGAUUGGUGUGUCGUUGUGGGCAGUUGGUCAGACUGGUUUAUUUGAUUUGGAAAUGCCGUUCUUGCAUUAUCUUCUGUUUGGAUCAUUGAUCGCUGAUGUUGACCCAGUGGCCGUUAUCGUUUACUAUCGAUCGUUGUUGGCAUUCACUGAAAUUGGAGCUGAAAAUAUAAUCACGCGUGAUUACGUUUACGGUGUUCUUAGCUUCUUCAUUGUUGGCUUCGGUGGUAUAAUUCUGGGGCUGCUUUGGGCUUUUGCGGCCAGCUUUAUGACCAAGCCAUGGGAAAUAUUCCAAUUCGCUUGUAAAUCUGGUAGAAAGAACGCAACUAACAUAUGGGGAAUGGCUUGUUUGAUGAAGAAACCGAACGUGAGACCAACUAGAAAUGUUUUCAGAUAUACGACGAAUGCAACAAUUGUGAAUCCUGUGCUGGUGUUAUUGUGUCCAUAUUUGGCUUAUUUGAUGUGUGAACUAUUUGGACUGUCAUCAAUUUUGGGGAUUGCUUUCUGUGGUUGCGCAAUGAAACAGUACAUCAAAGAGAACGUUCCUGAAAAAUCAAUGACAGCCAUCAAUUAUUUUGCUAAGGUGUUAUCACUAGCAUCCGAAACGCUCAUAUUUGUAUUCCUUGGACUGUCAACUGUCUCGAGUGAUCAUCACUGGAAUAGUCCGUUCAUUAUUUUGACUGUUGUAUUUUGCAUCGUUUACAGAACGCUUGGUAAGCAUCUUAAAGCAAUUCAGUCGUCUUCAGUUAAACCAUUUCCUCCACUUCCAGGUGUGGCCGUCAUGUGCUAUUUUCUCAAUAAGGGGCGACUGAGGAAAUACACAAAAGUUGAGCAAUUUAUUAUGUCAUACGGUGGUUUAAGAGGGGCGAUUGCAUACGGCUUAGUGGCUGCAUUACCGGAUCAUUUACCUGGAAAGCGAAUGUUUGUCACUUCGUGUAUUAUUAUCAUCUAUUGGACAGUGUUUCUUCAGGGCCUAACACUACGACCGAUCGCAACGUUUCUAGCAGUGGAACGAAAGGAUGUUUCUGAGAAGAACAUGACUGAAUAUAUCUAUCAGAAUUUGAUCGACUACACAAUGUCAGGGAUGGAAGAUAUCGCUGGUAUGACUGGACAUCAUACAGUGAGAAAUUGGUACAAUAAAUUCAAUCGAAGAUUCCUGAAACCAUGGUUGCUGAAGCGGGGAGCGCGAAAGAAGAUGGAUAAUUCGAAUAUUGUGCGGGCUUAUAAGCGAAUUCGAAAACGUGAAGCUGAAGAUUUGUUGAAAGGAGCCGAUCUAACGCAGAACCAGUUGUUCGUUGAAGCGCUACUGAGGCAUGUUCGAAACAGAGCACAUUUAAGUCGAGCCGAUUCACGAUCUCGGGGCAACACGGUUUCAUCAUUACCGAAUGAAAGUGCAAUUCGAGAGCACGACAGUAUGGAUGGCUCAUUGUUCAUUGAGAACCCAGCAUAUCUUUUGGUUAACGAACUGAGUGAGGUCGGUGCUGUGGACAUUCCGGAUCCGGAAUAUGAUCCUGUCGAUUCAACACAAAGUGAUUUACCGUCGUCAUCGCUGAAUAACCGAGAGGUGUACGUCAAAAUCGAUAAGAUCAGCUGA
Messenger RNA from Anisakis simplex (herring worm), 1977 nucleotides. Lineage: Eukaryota; Metazoa; Nematoda; Chromadorea; Rhabditida; Anisakidae. The record is from the annotation of a GenBank genome assembly.